Molecule: messenger RNA, 6163 nt
Organism: Pieris rapae (cabbage white)
Lineage: Eukaryota; Metazoa; Arthropoda; Insecta; Lepidoptera; Pieridae
Gene: cindr
Product: SH3 domain-containing kinase-binding protein 1
Exons: 16
Coding region: 163-2334 (723 amino acids)
Biological process (GO): protein transport to vacuole involved in ubiquitin-dependent protein catabolic process via the multivesicular body sorting pathway
Cellular component (GO): ESCRT-0 complex
Molecular function (GO): protein binding
Source: RefSeq, a predicted model, not a curated record
UUUUAUUUGACGUCGAAUCGCGAUCGCGAACAUUUUGUCGAAACUUAUCACAAUCUGAAUAAUUAUUAUUGUUUUAUGUUCGUCGAGGAAUUCAUUGUAAUUGUACUAUUUUGAUGUUAGUGAAAAUGUUGUGACAUUGUGAUGUAUCUGUUUAAUUAAGAAAUGGAGACAAAUUCAAGUCAAAAAGUAUCCUGUGUGGUGAACUAUACAUAUGAUGCAUCUGAAGCAGACGAGCUGACCAUAAGACCAGGUGAUGUCUUGAAGGAUAUAGAGCGGUUGCCUGGUGGCUGGUGGCGUGGUGAACUUAGAGGCAGGAGGGGCAUGUUCCCUGAUAAUUUUGUUACCGUACUACAAGAACAUGCAACUAAUAGGACUAACGCUGUGCAAGGGCGGUGCCGUGCCGUGUUCAGCUAUUUGCCUGCCAACCCUGACGAGUUACCGCUCUGUGUUGGUGACGUGCUUGAAGUACUUGGAGAGGUAGAAGAGGGGUGGUGGCAGGGCCGUCGUGCUGGUCGCGUAGGGGUAUUCCCCUCGAACUUCGUGGUAAUGCUUGACCCUCCCAACGCUACCCAACAACCAGCCCCCGCCGAACCCGCGCCCGCCCUUCCGCCCAAACCUGUAAAAGAACAAUGCCGAGUACUAUUUCCGUACACUGCCGUGAAUGAAGACGAGUUGACGUUAGCGGACGGUGAUAUCGUCACGAUCGUGUCAAAGGACGCGCCGGAUCGCGGCUGGUGGCGUGGCGAAGUUAAUGGCCGCGUUGGACUGUUCCCUGAUAACUUUGUGCAACUAUUGCCUGCUGUUGCACAAGAUGUCGAGGAGAAGAAGCCGGACCGGCCGCCGUCGAAGGGCUCCAAUUCAAUAUACCCAGUGCUCAAUAAAUACUCGGAGAAAAUAUCGUCAGUCAAAGAACUCACCACAACUAAGCUAAGCAUGCACAAAGAAAAUACGGUCAGUAAAGAGAGCAGCACACAAAGUACAGUCACGCACACAAGCAAAAGCGACUCGGAGAAGAUAAUACAUAGUGAAUCUGUCACCGACGGUCCGGAGGGACAGGUAAAGAAACCGCCAGUACCGGUGAAGAAAAGCCCGACCCCAACGUCUGCUGUAACAGGACUGUUUAGUGGACUUAAGAACAAAAUGUUGUCUUCUUCGGACAAGAGCGAAAAAACUUCAACUUCUAUAUCCAAUAGUAGCAACAGCAGCGUGGAAGGGGAUAAAACAGAUGGUGUGUCGUCAAGUAAAGUUGCUAAUACUAGCACAUUUGAUCAUGUUGAGAGGAAUUCCAUACUCAACGACCCGAGAGCUAGCAGAGUGAAAGCACCGCGACGCAGGCCACCCAGCCAAAUAAUGAGAGAUGAUUCGCCAGUCUCACUUGGUUUGACUAACGGACACGAAGCUUCUCCAGACAAGACCUUGGACAAAUCUUCAGAUAGAUCGUCGGAUAAAUCGUUAGAUAUAUCUUCGGAAAUAAAGCCGCGUGCGCGUGAGUGGGAGAAACAUAGAGCGCCUUGGAUGGCGGAAUUGAAAUUGAACCAAGCUAAAAAAGGUGGAUUAGGGGAUAGAAAACAGCAUACUAGCACAGAUAGAAUUGUUGACUGUGGUGUAGAAGAAAAGAGAUCGUCACACUCCAUGGAGAUGUCAAAGAGCACAUCGUCUAUUAGCAGUCGAAUAUCUGUCAUGGAGAGUUCUGAGUGUAGUUUCGAAAAAAUCAGAACCACGGAUAAGAAGGAAAGUCCGCCACCAGAUCUGCCGACAACAAAGCCGCCCCCUUUAACGUCACCCACCGCAGCUGGACGAACAUUAACUACGAUGCUUGAUGACAUCAAGAAACCUCCAACGCCAUCUCCGCCCUUGGCCUCCGCAAGGUUGGACCUGGACAAAUCGGUCGAUAAAUCUCUGGAUGGAUCGCUCGAUAGGUCUGACAAGUCCUUAGAUAAGUCGGACAAAGUGGAGUUGAGGGAAAAGUCGGAGUUGAAAACGGAGAGAUUGGAGACGAUCAGCAGGUUUUCCAGCGUUUUCAAUGAAGUUGAAGAGAAAGGGAUUAGUUUUAGUUCUAGUAUACUGAGUUCGAGCGGCAUCAGUCCCAACGCGGAGCGGACUAGCACUUUGGAAAGAAGACACACACGAACACAGGAUCAUGAAGGCAACGAUGCGUUGAUCGCUCAACUAAAUAGCAGGAUAUCGAACCUAGAGAAGCUAAUAGAAGUACAAAACGCCAAAUUCACGGCAGCCAUUGAGGAGCUCACAAACAAGCUAACUCUUGAAACGGAGAAGAGACAAACGCUUCAGACUGAAAUGGAGAAGUUGGCGCAGUGCGUCACCCAGGUCUAGUGUAGUUUUAAUUUGCACUUUAUUUCAACGGAGAAAGGCCGUUUUUCAUUCGCCAAUAUUUUAUAGCACAAAUUUGUUAAUUGCAUUUUGAGUCUAGUCCAAAGUCAACGAAAUGAAAUUUACCACCGUUUAGUUUAUUUGGGAAAAUGCAUUUAAUAUUACAGAUGGACGAACAAUAUCAAUUAUAAAAAGAUUUUAAUAUAAUAGUGAUUGAAUGUCUGAAGUUCGAUAUCGGAAAAUAUUUUUUUAUAAUUUUUUUCGCUCUCUUGUGCUCUGACUGAUCUUUGUAAUUCUUUUCGUCAAUUGUCAACGGUGUUUUAACAGUGUUAUAAAACGCAAAUUAAAUAUCAUGAUUUCUUCAAUAUAAAAAUGGUAACCAUAGCGACGAAUACGAAUACUUCGGUCCAUGGAGUCUUUCAUGAGCUCUUAUAGAGAAUCUACAACCGAACUUGCUUGUUCAUACCAUGACGUCGAAUAAACUAGCCAUCGUAAAGUGUAUUUUAUUUUAUUUAUUAAGUCUACAACAUCAUAUAUAUUACGAAAUUUACUGAUAAUUUUAUAAAAUCUUCUAUCUAAUAUGUAUGUCAUUAUAUGUAAAAUAAGUUUUGCAAAAAAUUUGAAUUAAAAAAAUGCAAUUAAAAACAUAUACAAGAUAAGACAAAUAUAUACAAAAUAAAAUAAAAUAACCGAGAAUUUUUGGUACUAAAGUUUAAUGUGAUUAGCAUUUAUCAGAUUUUGUUCAAUCAAUUGGUAUAAAAAAAUUGUAACAAGUGGCGCAGUCUAAUAGUAAAUUUUGACGUCAAUUUAAGACAAAUCUGUUAUGUAAUAAAUACUUUUUUACUAUUUUCAAUAGUUUAACUUAUUUAUAUCGAAUCCAAAUAUUAGUUUUAAACAUACAAAAUUCAUCAUCAUUUUUAUUAAAACUAGUUCAUAAUGAGAUAUAAGAAGAAGAGAUAUAAUAUAAGAAGGCGUCUUGCGUUCGGUGAAUGAAAAGAUAUCAAUUUUUGAAAAACAAAAUUAUGACCAAUACGUAUGCCGUUUCACGUCGUCAAAACUGUAAUUUUUCAGUACAAUUUUUAAUAUAUAAUUAAGUUUAAAUUUGAAUAUGAGUAGUGUUGACUUAGUGGCUUCAGCGUGCGACUCUCAUCCUUGAGGUCGUAGGUUCCACUCCCGACUGUACCAAUCUUUCUAUCUAUGUUGAACAUUCGCUCGAACGGUGAUAUAAAACAUUGUUAAAACACCGGCUUACACCCAAAAAUUCGACGGCGUCAGGCACAGCCUGAUCGACUUAACUAUUAGAUUUACAAAUGAUCCUGAAGCAGAUACAUAAAUCUGAGGCCUAGACCUCAAAAUGCUGUAGCGCCAAUUAUUGAUAUUGUAUUUUGAAUCGAACCUUAGACAUUUUACGAAACCUUUGGUCCUAACAAGUGCUAUUUGGAUUUUAAGUACAUUAAGCGUGCCAUUCGUGCUGUCGAGAACUGUACGUAAAAGUAAUAUUACUUUGAUAAAAGUAUUUUCAAAUUAUAUUUAAAUUUUAAGUUGUAGUUUUAAUCGCUUACAUAAGUUAUUUUGAAGCUUACGCGUAAUUAUAACGAUAACAUGAACGUACUUAAUAAAUCAAUAUAAAUGUUUAUAUAAUAUAUAGAUUAGAUUAUAGCUGAGUACCGGAGUGAUGUAAAAUGUACCCUAUCACAUUGUAAUAAGGACGACAAUGCUUAUAACCAUCAGGGCCUAAGUUUUCUUGGGUUGUGAUGUAACUGAAUUCGUCUGUAAACUUAAUAUAAUAUUGAUGUUCCAAUAAUCUGAAAGAUACAAUUCUCUAGUACUAGAGAGUAGGGAUAGGAUAUAGGUGAGAAUGUAGGUAGAUGGAAAUUUAAUAAGAUGAUAUACAUAUGCAUAAUAGUUUUAAUUUUCGAAUAUUGAGUGUGAUUUAAAGGCAAUUUAUAUACGUUCAGGAAAUUGUAAAUUCCAAUAACCGGAUUAUUAUGUAUAAGAUAGAAAACUGUGUACCUUUGUACUACAUAUCCAAUUUUCUUUGUAAAAUAUUUACAUUUUAAAUCGGAAGCUCAAAUUUUUGUUUGAUCACUUCUGAAUUGCAUAAUAUAUUGUAAUAAUUUUGUGAAAGAAAUUUGAAUGAAAUCGUCUUGGAUUGCAUUGAUUUUACAUUUUUGAUUACACGUAAAGUAAUGAAUUUUAUUUACGUUCUUGUAAUUCGAUAGGUUGUAAUGUUAGGUAUUGUGAUAAAUGUUGCCUAAAUAAUAUAGACACUUCCUAAGGCUUUAAUCGUGCACAAACGUUCCAAGCGUUCGCAUACUCGGCGUAUGGCGUAACGAUACUUUCGUCAAAUGUAUCGUUUAAACUUCACAGAUAUGUUAAUAUCAUAUACGUCAAUACAAUAAUGUCCAGGUCUGACAGUUCAAGGCGUCGAUUUAUUCAUGAAAUUUGUUGACACUGCACAAUUCUAUUCGCACGAAUUUCACGCUGUUUAAGUAUUGAAUAAAAAUCUAUAUAUUGACGUAUAUGAAUACUCAUUGAAUAUUUUUGCUAUGGAUACGAAACAGAGGCGCUUGUGUAUUUUGAAUCUUAACUUAUAACGUUAAAAAAUUUAACAAUUGAAAAUUUUAACAAGUUAAUCAGUUUAACUUUUCGUGUUUGCAAUUAGUUUUUAUUUAUCUUGGAAAUUGUACAACAUGUAAACAUAUUAUGCAGCGAGUGUAUUAAUAAUAGUUUUCAUAGCAAAAUUUCAUAUGCGUAUACGCUCGUACGUGCACGUACCGAAUGUGCGAACGCUCAUAAUUAUAGUAAUAUUUUUGUAGGUACAAAUUAUGUUUUGCAAAUUCUACAUGCUUGUUACAUUGCUCGAUAUAUACGCAGCUUAUGUAGUUUUAUUGGUACAAAGUUAUUUUUCUCAAACUGUCCAAACAAAGAACGGUACCUGAGCUGAAAACUGUACAUUGUGCUAUUUGCUUUAACUUUCCGUUUAGUUGCUAACUGAAUAUAUUAAUAAAUCGAUAUCAAUGAUCUAAGCUAUUUAUUCUGAACAAUAUAUUCUUUUUGUACAUUUUUAUAUUCUGUGAUUGGGCUAGAGAUGUGGACCAAUCAUAAUAAAAUGAAACGCCAUCCGUUUCCCUCUGCCUUUUAUAUUCUCAUAUAUUUGACACUAAUGGUUACCAGAUCUUAAAGGUAUCGAUUUAUUUUACUGUAAACACUGUUUCACUUAUUUCUAUUAAAUAUUAAGACAAAUACCUUUAUAGUCUUUUAGCUAAAGAAUGAACAGGAACGAGUGAAACAUUAUUUCAGAUGGGUCAAGUGUUGGCAGAUAAUUGCAGUUGCUAUUUUGAACAUAUAUAUAUAUAACAACGAUAAUAAGUACAAUUCUUAAAGUGAAUGUGACAAUCCAGAAUAUUCAAGACCAGUCGGUUUACAGACGAUAGUUUAACGUGACAACGUCGUAACAAAACAUUGAUGAAAUCAUUGCAUAAAUAAUACUGUUGGCUUAGGGUUAAGAAAUUCUGGGACGGGAAUCUUAAAUCAUAUAAAAUGACAUACUGUUAUGUAAUAAGAUUCAAAACUGUUAUCCCUAUAGCAACUGCCAGUACUAGCCAACGGUUAAACCUGGUCCUUAUUUUGUAACUAUGAUCUAACCAAAUUAAUGUUUUAAUACAAUGUCCUGCAUUAAUUAGAUAAUCCCAAAUGUAUAUAGGCUUCGCAGGUUUAUUUGAUAAACCUAGUGUAAGGUGACUUUUUAAUAUUUUAGUACUUACUUCGUGCAUUCCAGAUGUUUUUAUUACGGUACUGUAUUCAUUGAAUAAUUACAUUUAUGAUAUUA